Messenger RNA from Anthostomella pinea, 1476 nucleotides. The record is from the annotation of a GenBank genome assembly. NCBI's taxonomy places the organism in Eukaryota, Fungi, Ascomycota, Sordariomycetes, Xylariales, Xylariaceae.
AUGGCAAGGACCACGAGAUCCAAGGCCGCCGGCGCCUCAACAGCAGAAGCAUCAAACUCAAUUUCCAAGACCUCAACAUCACAGUCCAAAUAUGCCCUCUCCCCCGAGUCCGCCAACCCGCCGAAGAUCUUCAUCCUCCCCAAAAAGGCCACGAAAGAGGCGCGCGUAGUGUCACUGCUCAACCCCAGAUACUCCAAACCGACCCGAUACCUAGUAUGUCCCGAGACGGGCAUCUACGAGUUCACGCGCAUCGUGGCGCCGAUGUCAACGCCGCGGAGCUGGCUGAUAGAACGGAGAAACGGGACGGGUGACGUCCUGCAGGAGAAGAAGGAGCAGAAGAAGUCAGCCGACGGCGCUGAGUUCAGCACUUACAUCACCAAGGGCGCGGACCUCUACGUCUCGACACCCAUCGACCCCCUAUUCCUAAAGUCCUCCCAGAAACGCGCCCUCUUCGUCCCCGCCGACGACCACUUCGACCGCAUCCAGCAGGCGGCGCCGGACUUGCACCUCUGGGAGGUCCUGCGCUGGGGCGGCGGCCGCGUGCGCGCGCUGCUCGAGGCCCGCAUGGCCGCCGUGUGCGAGACGGCGCAGGCGGGCGACGAGCGCAUGUUCCGGUUCAGCGAGGAGAAGUUACUAGCAGAAGUGCUGGGCAAGGCGCGACGCAUGGUGCUGCCGUCGAGCCUGGAGGAGAAGUUUGUCACGCGGGUGCUGGAAGCGCCCGUGCUGGGCGUGAAGCGGGAGAAUACUGCUACCACUACCACCGCAGUAAAGUCCGACUCGCAGCCCGAGACUCCGACCGAGACCGAGGCUCCCGCGUCGAGUUCCGUGCCGGAGUCCGGGACGUCGACGCCCAGGAUCGAGAGUGCGGAGAGCCAGUCUUCGAUUUCGUCGACGGAGACGAGUGCGAGUCUGGUGUCUGAGGCGUCGACGGCCGCUACGUCGGUAGCAGGAACAGUAAUCACAGAAGAGGAAACAGCCACCAUCACAACCGCAGAGCUGGCGCCCGCGAUGCAGGCCUCGGACGAGGUGGUGCGGCUGCAGCGCCUGCGCACGGCGUUCAACUUCAUCUGCUCGAGCUACGUGCCGCCGUCGCAAGCGGCGGUCCUGAAAGCCCGACUCCAAUCCCAAUCCCAACCACAAGCAGAAUCACAAUCACAACAAGAAAAGAAAGCGGCAAACACAACGACAACACCAACAACAACAACGACUGGCGUCGACUUCACCCCCCUGGAAACCUACCUCUCCGAGAUCGCCCGGCUGCGCGCCGAGGCGGCUGCCGCGCGGUCCGCGGGCGACUACUCGCGCAAGCGCGUGCUGGACGACGAGGAGCUGGCCGAGCGGGCCGAGAAGAAGCGCCGCAAGGAGGAGGACGAGACGAAGAAGAAGGCGGGCGAGAGCCGAGGCGUGCGGGACCUGAAGAAGGUGAAUACGCAGGGGAUGCGGAAGAUGAGCGAUUUCUUCAAGAAGAAGGCGUGA